CACAUCUCAGCUCUUUCACACACAAUCAAAGACACGGAGGAGAUGAUGAAAACCAAUGACGUCUGCUUUCUAAAGGAGUUUCCGGUCACGAUGGAAAGAGUCCAGAUCUCAUCACAGCCGGAUCCACAGACGCCUUCUGGAGCUUUGAUUCAUGUUCCACGAUACUUGGGCAACCUGGCCUUCAGAGUCUGGAAGAAGAUGCAGGACAUUGUCCAAAACAGUGAGUCUGGAGAAGAUCUGUGCUCUUACACAUACACUGGAGAUGAUGCAUGAGGGAAUAUUUACA
Messenger RNA from Puntigrus tetrazona (Sumatra barb), 286 nucleotides. Its product is annotated as E3 ubiquitin-protein ligase TRIM35-like. The coding region runs from base 43 to 273 and encodes 76 amino acids. NCBI's taxonomy places the organism in Eukaryota, Metazoa, Chordata, Actinopteri, Cypriniformes, Cyprinidae. The record is from RefSeq and is a predicted model, not a curated record. The transcript is spliced from 3 exons.